Messenger RNA from Rhododendron vialii, 2357 nucleotides. RefSeq names its product probable galacturonosyltransferase 6. Gene Ontology annotation, molecular function: polygalacturonate 4-alpha-galacturonosyltransferase activity. Bases 188 to 2008 code for a protein of 606 amino acids. Lineage: Eukaryota; Viridiplantae; Streptophyta; Magnoliopsida; Ericales; Ericaceae. The transcript has 9 exons. The record is from RefSeq and is a predicted model, not a curated record.
AAACGAGACAGUCAAUGUGAUUACGUGAUAUAGAAAGCCGUUGCAGUCACGAACACGGUACCUUUCUCUCUCUAGAAAGCACGAAGAAGAGAAGAACCAGGAACACGAGAGAAACCCUAAACUGUUUUUGCGGAACCUAUACAAAAGCAAUGUUCGAAAACCCUAGUGUGGACACUUGCGGAUUUUGAUGAAGCAGAAUCGCCGAUGCACGAGGAUAUCCAUCCUCUCUCUGCUCUCUGUUUCUGUUUUACUUCCGAUUUUUCUACUCUCCAGUACGUUGAGAAAUUUCAAAUCCGAAGCAUCGGAGGAGUAUAUCGAAGAUUUGUCGACUAUCAAAUAUAGGACAGAUGCUCUCACGCUUAGUUCAAUUGAGGAGAAAGACGGUGAAAGCGUGGAAGAGCCGCCACUAGUUGUGUAUAAAGAUGGUGUUUUAGGUUCUGAGGUUGCUGACAUUUCUUCUAAUGGGAGUAGUAGGUCUGACAGAUCUGAAAAUGCCAGAAUCAGCACAGAUAUACCAAAGAGAAAUGGUGCUAAUCAGGAUGCAAAACAAGAUUAUCAACAGGUGCACCUGGAGAAACCAUCAUUGCAGAAACAGUCGGAACAGGCAACAGUUCGAGGCAAUCGAAAUAUACAGGCAAAGGUUCAAGGCAAUCGAAAUAUACAGGCAUUGACAAGGAGGGUAUCGGAUGAGAAGGUGAAAGAGAUUAAAGAUCAAUUGAUUAGGGCCAAUGCAUACUUGGAACUUGCUCCACCUGGUAGCAAAUCCCAAUUAGUAAGAGAGUUGAGACUACGAAUUAGAAUGUUGGAACGAGCUGUUGGUGAAUCUAGCAAGGAUUCUGAUUUGUCUCCGGGGGCUUUGCAUAGGAUAAGAGCGAUGGAGGCUACCUUGACAAAAGCCAGCCGUGUGUAUGCAGACUGCCCUGCCAUGGUCUCUAAACUCCGUGCUAUGACUUACAAUUUGGAGGAACAGGCUAGGGCACAGAAGAGUCAAGUUCAAUUUCUUCUUCAGCUUGCUGGAAGGACAACCCCCAAAGGCCUUCACUGCCUGUCCAUGCGGUUGACUGCUGAAUACUUUGCCCUGCAGCCAGAGGAGUGGCAGUUCCCUAAUCAGCAGAAAUUGCAUGAUCCUGAUCUCUAUCACUUUGCUGUCUUCAGUGACAAUGUUCUGGCCUGUGCUGUGGUUGUGAACUCUACCAUUUCCACCUCUAAGGAACCAGAGAAGCUAGUCUUUCACGUAGUGACAGAUUCUCUAAACCUCCCAGCAAUGUCUAUGUGGUUCUUAUUAAAUCCUCCGGGCAAAUCUGCAAUGCAGAUCCAGAGUGUAAACUCUUUUGAAUGGUUGUCCACCAAGUACAAUGCAACACUGCAGAAGGAAAACUCCCCUGACCUAAGAUAUACCUCUGCACUGAACCACCUUAGAUUCUAUCUGCCAGAUGUGUUCCCUAUGCUGAAUAAGAUAGUGCUUCUUGACCAUGACGUGGUUGUGCAAAGGGAUCUGACAGGACUUUGGAACAUCAGUAUGGAGGGCAAAGUAAAUGGAGCGGUGGAGACUUGUCAGGAAGGUGAAGCCUCAUUUCGCCGGAUGGAUAUGUUUGUCAACUUUUCAGACCCAAGCAUUGAAAAGAGGUUUGAUCGCGAGGCAUGCACAUGGGCUUUUGGGAUGAAUGUGUUUGAUCUUCGAGAGUGGUGGAGACAUAAUCUAACUGGGGUCUACCACAACUAUCUGCAACUCGGAGAUGAAAGGCCAUUGUGGAAGGCGGGUAGCCUGCCCUUAGGUUGGGUCACCUUCUACAACCAUACCAUGGCCUUGGACAGGACAUGGCACAUCCUUGGCCUAGGUCACGACUCUGGCGUCAGGAGGGUAGACAUCGAGCAGGCUGCAGUCAUACACUUCAACGGAAUCAUGAAGCCGUGGUUGGAUACCGGGCCUGAUAAGUACAAGGAAUACUGGAGGAGGCAUGUUAACUAUGGACAUCCGUACCUCCAACAAUGCAACAUUCAGAGAUGAUUGAAUCCUGAACCAUUGCAAUUGGAGCCCUGAAAUUUGAUUCAAAUUCACCGCACAGAUUCGACGUUUCGUGUGAGAGGGGACACUGCGCAUUUUUACUUGAUUUUUCUCUCAUUCUUCCCAUAUUUUUCCGUUUCGUAAAUUUUGACAGGGAAUUUUUUCGGCCAAAAUCAUGUAGGAGCUGAGUUAGUGGUUAGGAAUAAUGGGGUGGUGGAAUAAGGCAAGUCCUUAUGUGGGUUAGUCGCAAUCCUGGUGCUUGUGUGUACAUAAUCCAUUCUAGAAAUCAAUAGUAGGAAUUAAGAAGGGAUUCUUGAUUUUCAAAUUAAUGAUAUGGGGACUGUUUACGACA